AUGGAAGGCAGCCUCCUCACAGCCUCCAUCGCAAGACCGUUGGGUUGGCAGGGGCUGGGGAGUUUCAGGAAGGGCAGGGACCCUGGUGCCUGCCAGAAUCCCUUCCUCAGGGCCUCAUCUUUCUGUCUCAGGGCAGAUGAAGUCGGCCUGAUCAUGACCAACCUGGAGAAAGCUAAUCAGCGAGCCGAGGCUGCCCAACGGGAGGUGGAAAGUCUUCGGGAACAACUCGCCUCCGUCAACAGCUCCAUCCGCCUGGCCUGCUGCUCUCCUCAGGGACCCAGUGGGGAUAAGGUGAACUUCGCGCUGUGCUCGGGCCCUCGGCUGGAGGCUGCCCUGGCCUCCAAGGACCGGGAGAUCUUGCGGCUGCUGAAGGAUGUGCAGCAUCUCCAGAGCUCCCUGCAGGAGCUGGAGGAGACCUCCGCCCACCAGAUCGCAGACCUGGAGCGGCAGCUCACCGCCAAGUCUGAGGCCAUCGAGAAGCUAGAAGAGAAGCUCCAGGCACAGUCUGACUAUGAGGAAAUUAAAACAGAGCUGAGCAUCCUGAAAGCCAUGAAGCUGGCCUCCAACACCUGCAGCCUCCCCCAGGGCAUGGCCAAGCCCGAAGACUCACUGCUCCUGGCAAAGGAGGCCUUCUUCCCUGCGCAGAAAUUCCUUCUGGAAAAGCCCGGUCUUUUGGCCAGCCCUGAGGAGGACCCUUCGGAGGAUGAUUCCAUCAAGGACUCUCUGGGCACGGAGCAGUCCUACCCGUCCCCUCCACAGCUCCCACCACCACCAGGGCCUGAAGACCCCCUGUCCCCCAGCCCAGGGCAACCCUUGCUGGGCCCCAGCCUGGGCCCCGAUGGCCCUCGGACUUUCUCACUGUCCCCCUUCCCCAGCCUGGCUUCAGCAGAGAGACUGACAGGGGAGACCCUGCUGUCCAAGCACAUGAUGCCCCCGACUGCCUUCAAGGGGGAAGCAGGAGGCCUGCUAGUGUUCCCCCCAGCUUUCUAUGGCGCCAAGCCCCCCGCGGCCCCUGCUACCCCAGCCCCUGGCCCUGAGCCGCCCGGGGGUCCUGAGCCAGCAGAGGGGGGCGGGGGCAGCGUGGCCACGGCAGGGGCUGGAGCAGAGGAGGAGCAGCUGGACACGGCGGAGAUCGCCUUCCAGGUGAAGGAGCAGCUGCUCAAACACAACAUCGGGCAGCGCGUGUUCGGCCACUACGUGCUGGGGCUGUCCCAGGGCUCGGUCAGCGAGAUCCUGGCCCGGCCCAAGCCCUGGCGCAAGCUUACGGUGAAGGGCAAGGAGCCCUUCAUCAAGAUGAAGCAGUUCCUGUCGGACGAGCAGAACGUGCUGGCGCUGAGGACCAUCCAGGUGCGGCAGCGAGGCAGUAUCACCCCAAGAAUCCGCACGCCAGAGACCGGCUCGGAUGACGCCAUCAAGAGCAUCCUAGAGCAGGCCAAGAAGGAGAUCGAGUCACAGAAAGGGGGAGAGCCCAAGAACUCAGCAGCCCCGCUGAGCAUCACCAACGGCACAGCCCCUGCCAGUACCACCUCGGAAGACGCCAUCAAGAACAUUCUGGAGCAAGCACGCCGCGAGAUGCAAGCGCAGCAGCAGGCCCUGCUGGAGAUGGAGGCCGGCGCCCGGGGCCGCUCGGUGCCUCCCUCGCCCCCAGAGCGGCCCUCACUGGCGGCCGUGAGCCAGAACGGGGCCCCGACGCUCGUCAAACAGGAGGACAGCGGUGUCGGCAGCGGGGGAACCAGCAGCAGCGGCACGCAGACCUCCCUCACGGUCCUGUCCCCCGCCGCCUUCGUGCAGAGCAUCAUCCGGAAGGUCAAGUCGGAGAUCGGCGACGCCGGCUAUUUCGACCACCACUGGGCCUCGGACCGCGGCCUGCUCAGCCGCCCCUACGCCUCUGUCUCGCCCUCACUCUCCUCCUCCUCCAGCUACUCCGGCCAGCCCAAUGGGCGGGCCUGGCCUCGUGGGGACGAGGCCCCUGCUGUCCCCGAGGACGAAGCGGCGGGGAGCGAGGACGAGCCCCCCAGAGUGGGCGAGCUCAAGGCUGAGGGGGGAGGCCCUGAAGGGGGCGGCGGUGGGCGCCUGGCCUACUACCCAGCCUACGUGCCCCGCACGCUGAAGCCCACCGUGCCGCCCCUGACCCCCGAGCAAUACGAGCUCUACAUGUACCGCGAGGUGGACACCCUGGAGCUGACGCGCCAGGUCAAGGAGAAGCUGGCCAAGAAUGGAAUCUGCCAGAGGAUCUUCGGGGAGAAGGUGCUGGGCCUGUCACAGGGCAGUGUGAGCGACAUGCUGUCCCGGCCGAAGCCGUGGAGCAAGCUGACGCAGAAGGGGCGGGAGCCCUUUAUCCGCAUGCAGCUGUGGCUCUCAGACCAGCUUGGCCAGGCCGUGGGCCAGCAGCCCAGCGCCUCCCAGGUCAGUCCCACUGAACCAAGGUCCUCGCCAUCCCCACCCCCUAGUCCCACGGAGCCACCGGAGAAGAGCUCCCAGGAGCCCCUGAGUCUGACUCUGGAGAGCAGCAAGGAGAACCAGCAGCCAGAGGGACGCUCCAGCUCAUCACUGAGUGGGAAGGUUUACUCGGGCAGCCAGACUACAGGGGGCAUCCAGGAGAUUGUGGCCAUGUCCCCCGAGCUGGACACGUACUCCAUCACCAAGAGGGUCAAAGAGGUCCUCACAGACAACAACCUAGGGCAGCGGCUCUUCGGGGAGAGCAUCCUAGGGCUGACCCAGGGCUCCGUGUCUGACCUGCUCUCCCGCCCCAAACCCUGGCACAAGCUGAGCCUGAAGGGCCGGGAGCCCUUUGUGCGCAUGCAGCUGUGGCUCAACGACCCCCACAACGUGGAGAAGCUGAGAGACAUGAAGAAGCUGGAGAAGAAAGCCUACCUGAAGCGCAGGUACGGCCUCAUCAGCGCUGGCUCAGACAGUGAGUCUCCAGCCACCCGCUCCGAGUGCCCCAGCCCCUGCCUGCAGCCCCAAGACCUGAGCCUCCUGCAGAUCAAGAAGCCCCGAGUGGUGCUGGCCCCCGAAGAGAAGGAGGCGCUGAGGAAGGCCUACCAGCUGGAGCCCUACCCCUCCCAGCAGACCAUUGAGCUCCUCUCCUUCCAGCUCAACCUCAAGACCAACACCGUCAUCAACUGGUUCCACAACUACAGGUCCCGGAUGCGCCGGGAGAUGUUGGUGGAGGGGACCCAAGAGGAACCAGACCUCGACCCCAGUGGGGGUCCUGGCAGCCUACCGCCAGGCCACUCCCACCCAGACCCCACCCCACAGAGCCCCGACUCGGAGGCCGAGGACCAGAAGCCUACGGUGAAGGAACUAAAGCUUCAGGAGGGUCCCGAGGAGAGCGUCACCCACCUGACCUCCCAGGAGAAGACUCCAGUGAGGAUUAAGCAGGAACAGACUGAGGAGGCCGAGGAACAAGCCUGCAGCCAGGACUCAAAGGAGCCGGACAAAGGCCAAGGCUCCCCCCGAGAGGUGCAUCCUGACCCUCUGGGUGAUGACGGACUCCCCAAAGCAGCCCCAGGGCUCCUCCUCCCAGGCGGGACCACCCCAGCCUGCCCCUCGCUGCACCCCCUCCCGGAGAGUGAGGGCGGGGAGCGGCUACACCCGGACCCCCUAAGCUUUAAGUCCGCCUCAGAGUCCUCCCGCUGCAGCCUGGAGGUGUCGCUGAACUCGCCCUCGGCCGCCUCCUCGCCAGGCCUCAUGAUGUCCGUGUCGCCUGUCCCUUCCUCCUCAGCCCCCAUCUCCCCAUCCCCACCCAGCACCCUGCCUGCCAAGGUGCUGAGUGCCAGCCCCACCGCCGACACAACCGCGGCCUUGCACCCCAGCACCAAGGUGAACCCCAACUUGCAGCGGCGGCACGAGAAGAUGGCCAACCUGAACAGCAUCAUCUACCGGCUGGAGAGGGCUGCCAAUCGGGAGGAGGCCCUGGAAUGGGAGUUCUGAAGGUGGAGGCGAGGGGCGCGCCGGGGGGCCACCGGCUGUCCCAGACAGGACGGGGCCUGGAAGGGAGGCGCUGGCGCAGCCAUCACAGCGUGGACAGCAGCUUCACGGCCCCGCCGUUUUCCGUUUUUGUUGCAAUCUGAGCUCUAUGAAGUCACGAGUGAGCAGGUAGGGCCGGAGCCCCUGCCGCCUCUUUACGACUCCCCCCGGCCCCAGGGAGCACCAUCUUCUCCCUGCUGGCCUCUCUACCAGAGGCAGAAGCAAAGUGGAGCCACAUUUUCACUUGGAAGCUCCAAACUCUUUUAGAAAAAUAAAUAUUUAUAGACCACUUUUAGAUAUUUUAAUAAAGGAUCCUUUGGAAUUUAUUCCCAGCUAAUGCUGUUUUGAUAUUAACAGAGAGUUAUAAAAUCAGGAUGCUGUCACAACUGUUGCGAAGUAUACACUGAAGUUGUGUCGUUUUUUUUGCCACUAGAUGAGAUUAAAAGGAGAGAAUUGUUCAAAGCCAUCACAAAACACUAAGACUGACCAAAAUCUAGAUAACCUUUGAACCACGGUUCAUUUUUUUCCAUGUCUGUCUGUGAGACACAGUGCAUUGCUACUGCCCUUCCAGAAACCAUGUUGAAAAGACCAAGUCCAAACGACUCUAAAGGAAAACUUCGAUGCCGUGAGGGUGUGUUUCAUUCCGGUGGUCUGUUUCGCAACCUUGACAACACAGAAUGUCUUGUGCUGUUGUAAGUAUUGUAGAGACGUGGGCUGUGGCCAGCCAUCCCCUCUGAGCUGUAACAUGGUACAACACAGGCCGCUUACGCUCCCUCUCGUCAGGAACCUGUGGACCACAGCGGGUGGAUAUCCCAUCUCGUCCACCUGAAAGGCAAGACGUGGUUCCAGAUCCUUUGGAAAGCCCGGUACGGGGGCGAGAGGUUAGAGGGUAGUGCUUGAACCAGAGUGACGCCAUUCCUCAACCUGAAUCGUGGCCACAGCAUGGGAAGUUUCCCUAUUGGCUUUCCAGAGCAAGACUGUGGCUGCCAUCUUUCCCCUCCUUGUGUUUGAAGAAAAUAACAGUGUUGGUCAUCCCACAAGCAUCCAGCUCAGCACCCCACACCAAAAAAUAGAUUCAUCAGACUAGAGACCCCCAACUCCUCUCUCAUCAUCUUCCUUCUCAAGUUGACCCUGGUGCUUUCUGGAAAGCAUCUGCACCUCCAGGUUUGUGCGGAAUGAAGCUCAAAGGUUUGAGUUCACUGCAGCAUGACCACUACAUCCCAGUCUCCAAGUCCAGCCUCCUGUCUUCUAACACAUGACCUUCUUGAGAACAAAGACUCAGCACCCCAACUCAGAGAAGCCCUCCCUCCAGCGUCUUUAUCAUCUUGGUUUUUAGGGGGAGAGCUCUCAAUCUGGAUGGACCAGCCACCAUACCCUGUCACCAACACAGCAGCACCCCUGUCCUAGCUGUGUAACUAGGGCCUCAGUCUCCCCAUCUGUAAAAUGGGGAUAUCACAGCAGCCAUAUCGGCUCCAUCCAGAAUGACAAUGAAAAGGUGGUCGUCAUGCUGCCAACCCAGUACCAGAGGGAGAGAUGGCUGACAGGGAUUUCAAGGAUGCAACAAAUAUCUUGAAACCCAGGCCAACAAAUUCCAUUGAGCAGAAGGGAUCAGUUGAGGGCCGUUCAGAAAUCUCAACUCUCAUGCACCCAGCCCAGGCUGCAGUCUCCACACCAGUCAUAAAGAACAACACAGACCCUGCUGGAAAACCUUUUCCAUACACCCAGGCUAUGCAUUGAAGAGUUUUCCACUGUAUACAUUUUUAUCCAGAUGAAGGUAUUUUUAUAUUUUGACAGUAGGAAACAGUGACCAAUUUUCAGAGUAAUCAAAUCUGGAACAAAUGAAAAAUCUCCUUUUAGCCACCACCACCCUGUCCCAACUAAGGCAAUCGUGGGAGACACACCACUUUUUACUGUUGAAAGCCACACAACACUGAAAUCCAGGCUUACAUGCAGACUGCAGUUCUUAAAGGACUAAAUCUGGCUUUUGUGUGACGGGAUUUGAUUAAGCACUUAGCAUAUAGUCUUUUGAACAUGGAAAAUCCUGUUAUACUUAAAGCUGGCAGACCUGUGAACAACUUUGUCAGGUUCAUGUCCUGUAACGGUAAACAGAACAAAAACCCACAAAACCGUUUCUAUGAGAGAUUGAUGAACUUUGUUUAAAUUAAAAAGAAAAAAAGGAACACGUUCUGUAAUAAACGCGUCGCUCAAUACAGAAUUGUAUAAUAAUG
This is a messenger RNA of Odocoileus virginianus texanus, 6200 nucleotides long. NCBI's taxonomy places the organism in Eukaryota, Metazoa, Chordata, Mammalia, Artiodactyla, Cervidae. The record is from RefSeq and is a predicted model, not a curated record.